UAGGUUUCAUCAUUUAGAGUGAAUCAGCAUACCUGGCAAGGAUAGCAUUUUUUAUUUUUUUUUGGUAAAGAUGGUUCUGGGAAUAAGAUCAAAGAGUAGAAAACGUGUCUCAAUCCAAGUUCACUAUGUCAUCCAUAUUCAGGAGAUCAAGCCAUGGCCCCCUUCACAAUCACUGAGAUCUGCUCAAUCUCUACUACUGCAAUGGGAAAAUGGUGAUCAAAAUUCUGGGUCUCUGGCAUCCACUGCCAGCAGUGGAAGAAUCGAAUUUAAGGAAUCUUUCAGGCUUUCAGUACUUCUGUGGAGAGAUGCAUCCAAAAAAAGCAAACAAUCUGAAAGUUUCCAGAAAAACUGCUUAGACUUUAACUUGUAUGACAAGACAGUAAAGAAUCAACUAUUGGGAUCCGCCACAAUAAACCUUGCUGAUUUUGGAAUUAUUAAGGAAACUAAAGCCAUAAGCAUUUUGUUGAACUGCAAGAAAAGUUUCAGGAACUCGACACAACCAUUUCUUUAUGUUAAUAUUCAGCCACUUGAUAUAGAGUGUUCCAGCUCAUCACCAAACAGCAGCUUGUCCAAAGAAUUGUCACUAGACAAGGAAGAAAGUGAAUCUAUAUCUCAGUCAAUAAAAGAUGAUGAUAUUGAAAUAGCCUCUUUUACUGAUGAUGACAAUGAUGACAUCCCUUCAAAUACCUUCCAAACUAUCAGAUCCGCUUCAGAGACUACUGGAGGUUUGCCCCCUCUUAAGUGGAAAAACAGCAUCAAAAUCAGUGGAGGAGGAACAAAAGGAUCUAAUGGAGAAUUUGUUGUACCCUCAGAAAAUUCUGCAUCUACCUUACUUGGGGACACAGAGGGUGAAGCAUCCACACAGUUCAAUGACAUUGAAUCUCCCUCUUCAUCUAUGGUUUUGUGCUCAGAUGUGGAAAAUGCAGCAAAUGACAGGCCUUCUUUACCUAAAAUUUCCAAGGCAAGUGUCAAAGUUGCUGAUGCAAGUUCUGAAAAUCAAGAAAGCAUUCAACUAUCUUCAGCUUCACACACUUCAUCAAGUAUGAAACCAAACUUUGAAAGAUCUUCCCAAUCUCAAGUGAUUCGAGAGGAUAGCAUGACUCAAGAAGAUAUCACAAGAGAUCAGAUAUUUAAUAUAGAUGCUCUGGAGAAAGUUAGCAAUUUUUCUAGAGCUGGAGUUAUGGACAACAGAGAGAAAAUGGACAAGAGAAUAAAAGAACAAGAACAGUUUACUUUGAGGAAUGAACUUUUAGAAAAUGAGCUCAUUAAUAAUUUUUCUGAUAAUGAUUCUACUAACAGAGGAAAAUUGAAUAGUGCUACUAUUUUGUUCAAUGAGGAAUCACAUGAAUAUCCAACAAGUAUUUUAAUGAAUGAUAAAACAGAGGAUGUGACAAAUGUAAAGUUUCCUUUGCAAUCUGCUGAGAACUAUGAACUGUUCCUAAGCAGUCAAACCCAAAAUGAGGCAGAGGAAAUUAAUACUUUGAAUGAUGUUCAUGUUGAUCCUGCUUGUCAUGAAGAUGUUAAUGUGAAUGGAAGCUUUCUAAAUGAUAAAACUGAAUUAAAGGCUGAAGUUGAAAUGCUUCGAGAAGAGCUAAGGGAAGCUGCUGCUCUUGAAGUUUCUAUGUACUCAAUUAUUGCUGAACACGGUAGCUCAUCAAACAAGGUCCAUGCACCUGCUCGGCGCCUUUAUAGAUUCUAUUUCCAUGCUUGUAGAGUUGGCUCCCCUGCUACAAUAGCUAGUGCAGCCCAGAGUGCUGUCUCGGGAUUUGUUUUGGUUUCUAAAGCAUGUGGAAAUGAUGUUCCAAGGUUGACAUUCUGGUUCUCAAAUUUAAUACUGCUGAAAGCAAUUGUUAGCAAAGAAGUUGGAAAUAUAUGCCGUGGUGAUGGUCCAUGCAUCAAUAGUGAAUGUGAUGUAGCUGGUAACACUCUUCAUGAAGAAGAAAAAGACAAUACAGAAAAACUUUUUCAUAGCUGGGAGGAGCCAGAAACAUUUUUGUUUGCAUUGGAAAAGGUUGAAGCAUGGAUAUUCUCUCGAAUUGUUGAGUCUGUGUGGUGGCAGACUCUUACUCCAUAUAUGCAGUCUGCAGCUGCUAAGGGCUCCAAAUCAAGGAAAACCAGUGAAAGCAGAUAUCGUAUAGGUGAUCAAGAUCAGGGAAGCUUUUCUAUUGAUUUAUGGAAAAGAGCUUUCAGGGAUGCUUGUGAAAGGCUUUGCCCUCUUCGAGCUGGAGGGCUUGAGUGUGGCUGCUUACCAGUGAUAGCUAGAUUGGUCAUGGAGCAGUUGGUUAGUAGACUGGAUGUGGCAAUGUUCAAUGCUAUUCUUCGUGAAUCUGCUGAAGAGAUGCCCACAGAUCCUAUAUCUGACCCCAUCAGUGAUUCUAAGGUUCUUCCUAUUCCAGCUGGAAAAUCAGGCUUUGGGGCUGGUGCCCAACUGAAGAAUGCUAUUGGUGAUUGGUCAAGAUGGCUUUCAGAUUUAUUUAGCACCGAUGAUAGUAAUGCUCACGAAGUUAGCGAUGAAAAUGACAGACCCAAAUGUGAAUCAUCCUUCAAACCUUUCCAUCUCCUUAAUGCAUUAAGUGAUCUAAUGAUGCUUCCUUUGGAAAUGCUAGCAGACGGGUCUAUGAGAAAAGAGGUAUGCCCAAGAUUCGGUAUAUCAUUGAUAAAACGGCUUGUCAACAAUUUUGUUCCAGAUGAGUUCUCCCCAGGGCCCAUCCCAGAUGCUGUUCUUGAGGCCUUAAACAGCGAGGAUAUUCAGGAUGAUGAAGGAUCCAUCACAAGCUUCCCAUGCACUGCCGGUUCUACAUUCUAUGCGCCACCUCCAGCUUCUUCAGUUGUGGGCAUGCUACAAGAAGCAGGAACCCAUACUUCUUUACUAAGAAGAGGGUCAUUUGGACUCAAAAAAUUAUAUACCAGUGACGAUGAACUUGAUGAAUUAGAUUCACCCUUUUCUGCUCUUGGCAUUGAUGACUCUUCAUUUUCAUCUAAAGAAAAGUUUGCAGGAAUCAAGAGAGGCCGGAAGGUUGUUCGAUAUGAGUUUUUGCGAGAAGCAUGGAAAAGUACUGAAUGAUGAUAGCUUAUGUUUCUGUGACUUUUUUUUAUUCUGUAUAUUACAAUUUAGCCUAAUAUAGUCUGUAUUCUUUUUUCCCUUUUAAUAAUGA
This is a messenger RNA of Abrus precatorius (Indian licorice), 3155 nucleotides long. RefSeq lists its product as uncharacterized. The transcript is spliced from 8 exons. The coding region runs from base 71 to 3064 and encodes 997 amino acids. Gene Ontology annotation, cellular component: nuclear pore. The record is from RefSeq and is a predicted model, not a curated record. Lineage: Eukaryota; Viridiplantae; Streptophyta; Magnoliopsida; Fabales; Fabaceae.